Messenger RNA from Nanorana parkeri, 1512 nucleotides. It is a transcript of the gene LAMP2, whose product is annotated as lysosomal associated membrane protein 2. NCBI's taxonomy places the organism in Eukaryota, Metazoa, Chordata, Amphibia, Anura, Dicroglossidae. Bases 71 to 1414 code for a protein of 447 amino acids. Gene Ontology annotation, cellular component: membrane. The record is from RefSeq and is a predicted model, not a curated record. The transcript is spliced from 9 exons.
GCCGAGUGUGUUGCAGUCAGUGGGAGAGAAGUAGACGAGCUGUACGGGUCUGUGCUGGCCUGGAGAGACUAUGGAGCGCUGUCUGUGUUAUGUGACGCUGUGUCUGCUGGGCCUCGGCUUCUUGGAAACAAAUGCUUUUGAAGUGGAAAUAAAAGAUGCCUCCAAUAAGACCUGUAUAUUUGCCAGUAUGAAAGUCAAAUUUACAGUAGAGUAUGAAACCAACAAUGGCACAUUUAGAAAUGUAACCUUUACAGCACCUGAUAGUGUAACCACUGAAGGCAGUAGAUGUGGGAAUAGUACUGAGCCACCAUUAUUGAAUGUCAACUUUGGCAAAGGGCAAUCAUGGAGCCUGAACUUCACAAGCGAUGCCGAAGAAUACAGAUUCAGUUUCCUCAGCUUUACUUACAACACUAGUGACUCCACGUUGUUUCCAGAGGCAAAGCCAAAAGGGCUAUUGACAUCUGCCACAAAUACAGGCAUCUUUGUUCCAGUUCCACUGAACGCAGCUUAUAAAUGUUCACAUGAUGAUACUCUGAUUACAGAGCAUGUUGUUCAAUUAUAUUGGAAUGUUACACUGCAAGCGUAUAUGGAGAAUUCCGCAUUGGGCAGAGAUUUUCGUUGCAGUGCUGACCUUGUACCUUCUACACCAUCAGCACCUACUACACCAUUGCCAACUACCCAUAACACAACUACACCAUUGCCAACUACGCAUAACGCAACUACUCCAUUGCCAACUACGCAUAACACAACUACACCAAGCACAACAGCCAUCCCAAAACCAACCUCCAAACCAACUCCAAAACCUACUCCCAAACCUGUGGACAAACCGGCUGUUGGCAAUUACUCUGUUUCAAAUGGCUCAGAGACCUGUCUGCUGGCUUCCAUGGGUCUGCAGCUUAAUGCUUCCCUGCUGGUGGAAGGAAAGAAUGUUUGGACUGCAAUUGACAUUAACCCCAAUACCACUGUGAGUUCUGGAAAUUGUGGAAAUGAGACUGCUCUCUUGAGACUGACUGACAACACCACCACUGUUAUUGAAUUUUACUUUAUUAUUAAACAAAAGAACUUCCACCUUCAAGAAGUUAAUGUGACCCUGAUCAAUGGUUCAGGCAUUUCCUAUAGAACAAAAGUUAAUCUGAGUUUAUGGGAAGCAUCUUCAACCAACUCUUACCUGUGCCACAAGGAGCAGCUUAUCACCGUCUCAGAAGACCUCUACAUUAAUACAUUUGACGUGAGAGUACAGCCUUUUAAUGUACAUAAUGGAACAUAUGCCGCAGCUGAAGAUUGCUUUGCAGAUCAGAAUUUCACUGUGCCGAUAGUCGUGGGAGCUGCAUUGGGAGCCCUUGUAAUCCUAGUGAUCGUGGCUUAUUUCAUUGGUCGCAGGAAUCGCCGUUCAGCUGGAUAUGAACAUUUUUAAAGUUUUUAGGAGAGCCAAAAAGUAUUUUGCUAAAAAUUCACAUUGAGCAAAACUGCCCACUGUACAUAUUGCUUUAUUUUGUUUAAUACCUGUAAAAA